Suncus etruscus (white-toothed pygmy shrew) is the source of this 3240-nucleotide messenger RNA. It is a transcript of the gene KCNC2, whose product is annotated as potassium voltage-gated channel subfamily C member 2. The record is from RefSeq and is a predicted model, not a curated record. Gene Ontology annotation, cellular component: axon; voltage-gated potassium channel complex; dendrite membrane. Bases 403 to 2331 code for a protein of 642 amino acids. Gene Ontology annotation, molecular function: delayed rectifier potassium channel activity; protein binding. The transcript has 5 exons. NCBI's taxonomy places the organism in Eukaryota, Metazoa, Chordata, Mammalia, Eulipotyphla, Soricidae. Gene Ontology annotation, biological process: protein homooligomerization; potassium ion transmembrane transport.
CGGUGCUUGCAGGGGCAGCUCCAAGCCCUGGCUGCUUGGGGAGGGGAAGAAGCCAAACCUUGGGCUGGAAAGCGGGGUGCCCGAGCCUGCUGGACCUCACCCCGAGCUCCAUGGUGCGCCCAGCCCUGCGCGAUGGGCACUCGGCGCGCUGGGCGAGCCCGGGGCUGGCAGCAUGACGCCGGGGCGCGCGGCUGGAGGCGGGCAGGGGCUGGAGGAGAAGCGACCCAACCACCCGAACCCCGAAAAACGCCAACAAGUAGUUUCCCUCCGGAGAAGGGCGCCUGGGCUGGACGGGUGUCUGUCUGGACCCCGCCCGGCUGCCCUGAGGACCUCGCCCAGUCGGCCGCCCAAGCAAGCAUCACUUUGCUCUGGGUCUCCUUAAGUCAUGUCUGAGCCACCGAGAUGGGCAAGCUGGAGAGCAACGAGAGGGUGAUCCUCAACGUCGGGGGGACCCGCCACGAGACCUACCGCAGCACCCUGCAGACGCUGCCCGGGACCCGCCUGGCCCUGCUGGCCUCGUCCUCGUCCUCCUGCUCCGGGGAGCCCCUGGGGCCCGCGGGCCGGCGGUCCCCCCCGUCGCCCCAGCCGCGCUCGCCUCCGCCGCCGUCCAGGGGCCCGGGGUCGAGUCCUGGCAGCCCCCGGGACCCCCUGGGCGCGGGCGGGCGCGAGUUCUUCUUCGACCGGCACCCCGGGGUGUUCGCCUCGGUGCUCAACUACUACCGCACCGGCAAGCUGCACUGUCCGGCCGACGUGUGCGGGCCCCUGUUCGAGGAGGAGCUGGCCUUCUGGGGCAUCGACGAGACGGACGUGGAGCCCUGCUGCUGGAUGACCUACCGGCAGCACCGCGACGCCGAGGAGGCGCUGGACAUCUUCGAGACCCCCGACCUCAUCGGGGGAGGCGGCGGCGGGGCUGGCGGGGGCGACCCCGGGGACGACGAGGACCCCCCGGACCCUGCGGCCAAGAGGCUGGGCAUCGACGACCCCGCGGGCUUGGGGGGCCCCGACGGCAAGGCCGGCCGCUGGAGGAGGCUGCGACCCCGCAUGUGGGCCCUCUUCGAGGACCCCUACUCGUCCAGAGCCGCCAGGUUCAUUGCUUUCGCUUCUUUAUUCUUCAUCCUGGUUUCAAUCACAACCUUUUGCCUGGAGACACACGAAGCUUUCAAUAUUGUUAAGAACAAGACAGAACCUGUUAUCAAUGGCACAAGUGUUCUGCAGUAUGAAAUUGAAACGGAUCCUGCCUUGACAUACGUAGAAGGAGUAUGCGUGGUAUGGUUUACUUUUGAAUUUUUAGUCCGUAUUGUUUUUUCCCCAAAUAAAAUUGAAUUCGUCAAAAAUCUUCUGAAUAUUAUUGACUUUGUGGCCAUCCUACCCUUCUACUUAGAGGUGGGACUUAGUGGGCUGUCGUCCAAAGCUGCCAAAGAUGUUCUUGGAUUCCUCAGGGUGGUGAGGUUUGUGAGGAUACUGAGAAUCUUCAAGCUUACCCGGCAUUUUGUAGGAUUGAGGGUCCUUGGACACACUCUUCGAGCUAGUACUAAUGAAUUUUUGUUGCUGAUCAUUUUCCUGGCUCUAGGAGUUUUGAUAUUUGCUACCAUGAUCUACUAUGCCGAGCGAGUAGGAGCUCAACCUAACGACCCUUCAGCUAGUGAACACACACAAUUUAAGAACAUUCCUAUUGGGUUUUGGUGGGCUGUGGUGACCAUGACUACCUUGGGUUAUGGGGAUAUGUACCCCCAAACUUGGUCAGGAAUGUUGGUGGGAGCCCUGUGUGCUCUGGCUGGCGUGUUGACAAUCGCCAUGCCAGUGCCUGUCAUUGUGAACAAUUUUGGAAUGUACUACUCCUUGGCAAUGGCGAAGCAGAAACUUCCAAGAAAAAGAAAGAAGCAUAUUCCUCCUGCACCUCAGGCAAGCUCACCUCCUUUUGGCAAGACAGAAUUAAAUAUGGCCUGCAAUAGCACACAGAGUGACACGUGUCUGGGUAAAGAGAAUCGACUUCUGGAACAUAGCAGAUCAGUGUUAUCAGGUGAAGACAGUACAGGAAGUGAGCCGCCAUUAUCACCCCCAGAGAGGCUCCCCAUCAGACGGUCUAGUACCAGAGACAAAAACAGAAGAGGGGAAACAUGUUUUCUACUGACGACAGGUGAUUACACGUGUGCUUCUGACGGAGGCAUCAGGAAAGUGUUAUACAGAAUUUAUCAUGGAUUUUUGACUGCUGGAAAGGGGACAGUGGAAUUUAGACAUGCCAAAGACUGUACUGGAAACAGACUUCUGCUGCUGAACGUGCCCUUCUGUGACCAGGUUGCACUUGGAAGAGGCUCUCUCUCAACUUCAUGAGUUAUUUCAAGUUUAUAGAGGAACUGGGACUGAAACGCACUUGGGGCUUGAGCCAUCUGCCUGUGUAAUGUCCACGAAACAAUGUACAUACCAACAUGAAUAUGCAUGGGUCAACAGCUUUGACUGUUUCACAUCAGAGGAAGCCAGAUUCAUGAUCCACAUCUCUGAAGCUUCAAAUAAAGGCCCGUCCUUCUGCGAAUUACUCCUUUUCGGGCCUGCAGUAGAUUGUGCUGUGUAUCUUACAAGGCAGUAAUAUUGAUGUAGUUUAGGUCUGUCUUAAUUUCUCUAUUCCGCUGUUGGUUAAAUUCAUGAGCAUUGAUUGUAUAAUUUCCUUAUCAACUCACUUAAAUAAUCAGCUUGUCAUCUUAUGCUGUGAAUUUUUCAGUGCCUAUUUGUCAGAAUUACGUGUUUUUAGAUUCAUAUUUGUUUAAUUCUGGAAGUCUUUAUGGCAAAAUAUAACCAUCUCCUCAUUAUUCAUAGUUUAAAUCUUUUGUCAUUGUUACCUCAACUAUAAAUAUUACAAAAAUUCUGGCAAUGAGAGUAUUUUUUUAUUAAAUGAUUAAGGAGAAAUGUCCGUAUAUAGUAGAGUAAUAAAAUUAUAUCUUAAAAAUGUAUAUUUUGCAUAAAAAUAUAUUCUUUAACAACAUUUUGUGAGUUUUGUGGCAAAUGAAACAUGUACUUGUCUACUGUUGUAGUUGAAAUUGUAUAGGAAAUCGUCAUUUUUGCUUAGCCAAUAUUUCUAGAAUCUAUUAGUUCCCCUGGAAUUCUGAAUAUAAUAUAUAAUCUAACAUGAACUCCUGUAUUGUGGACCUUUUGUGAGCAUUUCAAGUUGCAUGCACCACCUUCAGAUUAAUGAUGAAAAUGUAACAACUGAAUUAAAGAAUAAAAGGCAAAUGAUCUGGGGAUAAA